AUGGCUGCUACCAGCACGCAGCAGGAUCCGUCCUCUCACCGGUGCACUUAUGAUGCAUUCUUGAGCUUCAGGGGCACAGACACACGCAAGGGAUUUACUGAUCACCUCUACAGGGCUUUGGAGGUGGCAGGGAUCCACACUUUUAGAGAUGAUGACGAAAUCGAGAGAGGAGCAAAUAUUUCAGCAGAGCUUCAAAAAGCAAUACAAGAGUCUCGAGUAUCCAUCAUUGUCUUCUCCAAGGACUACGCUUCCUCGAGAUGGUGCCUGGAUGAACUAGUGACGAUCAUGGACCGUAGAGAAACUAAUGAGCACAUGGUUAUGCCGAUUUUCUAUGACGUGGAUCCAUCCCAUGUCAGGAACCAGACAGGAAUUUUUGAAGAAGCAUUUGCCAGACACCAACAGCGCUUCAACAAGGAGAUGGACAAAGUGGAGAAGUGGAAAAAAGCUCUCAGAGAUGUUGCAGAUUUGGGAGGGAUGGUUUUAGGAGAUCGGUACGAGUCGCAGUUUAUCCAAGAUAUAGUUGAAGUUAUUGGAAAUAAACUGGAUCACACAUGGAAUAGGAGAUUAAUAGUCGAUCCCUAUGUAGUUGGAAUAGAUAAUCGUGUGGAAGGCCUAAACAUGUGGUUAGAAGAUGGAUCAAGUGAUGUUGGAGUAGCUGUUGUCUAUGGGAUGGGUGGAAUUGGCAAGACCACCAUUGCCAAGAUUGCUUAUAACAGGAAUUUCUAUAAAUUUCAAGGUGGCAGCUUUCUUGCAGAUAUUAGAGCAACUUCAGAACUUCCCAAUGGUGAGGUUCACUUGCAAAGGAAGCUUCUUUCAGAUCUCCAAAAGGGGAAAGCAAAGAAAAUAUACAGCUUGGAUGAAGGAAUAACAAAGAUCAAACGGGCGAUACGUUGCAAAAGAGUUCUUGUUGCUCUUGAUGAUAUUGACAACUUGGAACAAUUCAAUGCAAUUCUUGGGAUGCGAGAAUGGCUUCAUCCAGGAAGUAAAAUAAUCAUAACAACUAGACAUGAACAUUUGUUAAAGGCUCAUGAGAAUUGUGCAAUGUUUAAGGUGGAAGGGCUGCAUGAGCAUGAAUCACUUGAGCUUUUCAGUUGGCAUGCCUUUAGACAACCCCAUCCUAGCGAAGGUUACAUGGAUCUGUCAAGACCUGUAGUGCAACAUUGUGGAGGGGUUCCAUUAGCUCUUAAAGUUCUAGGAUCUUCUCUCUUUGGAAAAGCUGCAGAUGUAUGGAAAAAUGCAUUACAGAACUUGGAUGUGAUUACUGAAGGAAAAAUUCAAAAGAUUCUCAGAAUAAGCUUUGAUUCUUUGCAAGAUCAUGUCAAACGUCUGUUCCUCCAUAUAGCCUGUUUCUUCAUAGGAAAACACAAGGAUUUUUCAACUACAGUCCUUGAUGAAUGUGAGUUUGCCACAAACAUUGGAAUUCAAAAUCUGGGUACAGAAACUAUUAAGGGCCUCAUGCUCAACAUUAUAAAAGAUGAGUCUUCUAAGAUAAUAUCGAGCGGAAGUAACAGAAAAAGAUUCCACGUUGAAGAUUAUGAUGGAAACUGUUCAAGCAGCCGACGUCGGCUUGGUUUCUUCUCCUGGCUGUCAAUUAGUUUUUCUUCAACAAACUCAUUUCCUGUAUCAAAUGAGAUACGUUUCAAAACAGAGGCAUUUAGAAGGAUGCAGAAUCUUGAACUCCUGCUGCUUGAUAAUGUAAAAAUCAGUGGAGGCUAUGAAGAUUUCCCAAAAAAUUUAAUAUGGUUGUCUUGGCGAGGAUGCGCUUUAAAGUCAAUACCAACCAAUUUUUACUUGGAAAAUCUAAUUGCUCUAGACUUGCGGAACAGCAGCCUCCAAGAUGUUUGGAAGGGAACUAAGAGAUUAAUUCUUAAAGAUUGCAUAAAUUUGAAAGAGGUGGAUGAAUCCAUUGGAGAUUUGGAGAAACUUGUUUUCUUGAAUCUAAAAGAUUGCAAAAAUCUCAUAAAGCUUCCAAUACUGCCAUCUCUCCAGGUACUUAUUCUCUCUGGUUGCUCAAAUCUUGUGCUGCCUGCCAGUAAGAUCGUUGAAAAUCAGUCAGACUCUACACCUAGUGACAUGAAGAAACUCAGUCUGUUAUCUGCAGUUAAAUUGUGGCAAUCAUUCCGAUCAUGGGUAUUGCCAAGAAAAAAUCUCCAACUUAUCGGUGCAAGUUUGCCAGAAUUUUUAAAACGCUUAGAAAUGGCAUACUGCAAUCUGUCAGAAAUUCCCAAUGAUCUCAGUAGCCUAUCCUCAUUGGAGUAUUUGAAUCUACGUGGAAACCCAUUUUUGAGCCUAUCAGUAAACAUGAAUGGUCUUAGUAAGCUCCCACCAAGUGUAGAGACUUUGGGCGCAUUUAAAUGUACUUCAUUGAAAAGAGUACUACUAAACUUGCCCAACAUGUUAUCAAAAAUUAGAGAAGCGGUUUUGGAAUGCGAGAAUUUGGUUGAAAUUCAAAACGUGUUCAAAAUAAGACCGUUGAGAAGCGUCGACAUAGAAAUGAUCAAAGAUAUCGGUCUGUUCAAUUUGGAAUCCAUAGGAAGCACUGAAGUUGAAAUGUUCAACUACUUGACACAUACAGCAAGGAAGGGUCCUCUCCAGCAUAUUCCUUCCUGGGAGCCAGGUUCCAGAUUGGUUCUGCUACAAGUCGAGCAUGGGUAA
Molecule: messenger RNA, 2655 nt
Organism: Prunus mume (Japanese apricot)
Lineage: Eukaryota; Viridiplantae; Streptophyta; Magnoliopsida; Rosales; Rosaceae
Source: RefSeq, a predicted model, not a curated record